Pyricularia grisea is the source of this 903-nucleotide messenger RNA. RefSeq lists its product as uncharacterized. The transcript has a single exon. Bases 1 to 903 code for a protein of 300 amino acids. NCBI's taxonomy places the organism in Eukaryota, Fungi, Ascomycota, Sordariomycetes, Magnaporthales, Pyriculariaceae. The record is from RefSeq and is a predicted model, not a curated record.
AUGCCUGCAGCCAAGCCCAAGCUCGCUUCUCUCACCACCCCGGUGUCCGCCUCGUUCCCGGCGGACGCUAUCGCAUCGGCCGUAUCCAGCGCCAAAACACCCCUUUCGGCCGUUUUAAGGGAUCCGUUGGCUUCCGCUGGUCUACCUUCGGCUGGUCUGCCCUCUGCUGGGAUGGUGUCUCCUUUUGGUACCGUUGCCAUGGUCAAGACAGAGGAAGGAAUGAUCAAGACGCCGAUCUCUCCACCGGUGGCCUACAUCGACUUCCUCAGACUGGCCAGCCCAACAAGCAUGCCCAGCCCAGCAGUACUCAGCCCGCCGCUGACUGCCGGGGCUACCAAGUCGAAACUCAACAGGACAUCGACAUCGGACUCAACGAAUAGCACCAGCACCUGCAAGACGGCAUCCUCAGAUGAGGCUGCUGAUGAGGCUGGCGACAGGGAUUUGGUGGAUAGCGGACCUUCAACGGCUACCAGUGAAGACAGCGAGUGCUCCUGUGACUGUGACAACGCACACAAGUCCCCUCUCAAUAAAUGCGCCGUUGUCUCUUCUUCGCCAUUUGCAGUCUAUCCUCUCUCGGCUCCAGCAACAGGUCAAGCUCACUUUCCGAGCCUCAAGGUACCACCUUCCCCUGCCAAAGGAAACGUCGACUCGCCCGUACAAUCGCCUUUCAGCGCAAGAUCAGUAAAGUCGCCAUUUGACUGGGAGGCAGCACUCAAGGCCAGGAGGUAUGCAGAUGCAGCCAAGACCAGCAACAGCGGCCAUCGUCGCGGAUGCAGCAAGAGCACAUCUGCAACGAACUCGAGGACAAGCGUACGACACAUCCGUGAAGUCGUCACCAGGACCGUCACUUACACCCCCAAGAUGGACCCCGCACCAAAGGGGAAGAGGAGAAAAGUUCAAUGA